CAGUAUGCCGCUCAGCGAGGGGUCCGUCCUCCUCUGUCACUGUCUCUUUUGCCUGUUGUAAUUCUGUCUGCCUCUGACUUGGCCUGUGUCUCUGUGUCUCUGUCUCCUCUCACUUGCUCCUAUUGCCGGAGUCUCUGUCCCUCAUCUUUUCACCUUCCUGUCUCUGCGCUAGUCUUUGCUUUUCUUGCUUUGCCCCCAACGCCCUGUCUUCCCUCUACUUCCAGGUUGCUGCCUCUUUCGGAAUCUGCGGGUUUUCCUCUGCAUUACUGGGUCUGUUGGUCUAGUCAGGAGGGCUUUGGGUCCGGUGGCUGUGGGUGGCCUGCUGCCAAAGGAGGGAGGAGCCCAUGGAGGGGCGGGAUUGACCCUCAAGCCACCUCAUAAAGACUGGGACUGCAGGAGGCUUUCUGGAGGAGUCCUGGAGGGGCUGUUUGUUACGGCAGGCAGACCCCAGGAGCUCAGCUGGGGCUCUGCAGUGUCAUGCCCUGGAGCCCCCUGGCUGCGCUGAGCUGGGCGCUGGUGCUGCGGCUGCUGGCAUUGCUGUGGCCCCCGGGGCUGGGUGAGGCGUGCAGCUGCGCGCCUGCGCACCCCCAGCAGCACGUCUGCCACUCGGCUCUAGUAAUCCGGGCAAAAAUCUCUAGUGAGAAGGUAGUACCUGCCAGUGAAGACCCUGCUGACACUCAAAAAAUGAUCCGGUAUGAAAUCAAACAGAUAAAGAUGUUUAAAGGGUUCGAAAAGGCCAAGGACGUUCAGUAUGUCUACACACCAUUUGACUCCUCUCUCUGUGGCGUGAAACUAGAAACCAACAGCCAGAAGCAGUAUCUUCUGACUGGCCAGAUUCUCAGUGAUGGAAAAGUCUUCAUCCAUCUGUGCAACUACAUUGAGCCCUGGGAGGACCUGUCCUUGGUGCAGAGGGAGAGUCUAAAUCAUCACUACCACCAGAACUGCGGCUGCCAAAUCACCACUUGCUACGCAGUGCCCUGUACCAUCUCAGCUCCCAAUGAGUGUCUCUGGACAGACUGGCUGCUGGAACGGAAGCUCUAUGGGUACCAGGCCCAACACUACGUCUGCAUGAAGCACGUUGAUGGCAUCUGCAGCUGGUACCGGGGCCACCUACACCUCCGGAAGGAGUAUGUUGACAUCAUCCAGCCGUAAUGGGGACCAGUGAACACCACAUCCAUGAAGAGUCCUGAAGCCCAAGCCAGUUCUCUGCGGUUCUCUGACCAUCACCGCCUGCCAUGUUGCUGCCAGGUGAAGGGAAGUGACAAGUGGGUGGCCUGGCCAGCAGCAUGGCAGUUGUGGAGCAUGUGACAGCUCCUGUCCACAUCUCCAGCUCCCAACUUGUCGAGGGCUGGGGAUGGUAGUUUGACUUAGCUGCCUUGCCCUCAGGUCCUCUCCCUUCUCUCUCAAACCCUGUUAGUCUAGUUGAUACCUGUUACUGAAAGUUUUUAUUCUGGCUUUGUGUUCUCCAGUCAGGAAAAUGUAUGUUCCUUUUCUUAGCUCAUACGGUAAGGGAGAAGCUGUGAGUGUCGUAAGACGGCACAGCCUUGUGGUGCACGCUAUGGAAGGGGUGACUGAAUCCUGAGUGGGCUGGUUGGCUGGAAUGAAAAGGAUACACUAAAGCCCCAUAUCCUCUACUCCCACUGGCUCAACUUAGCCUAAUCCUCUGACACAUUUUCGUCUGCUUAAAGGGCACAGUGAGAGCUGAACAGCCUACUCUUCCCCGUGCCCUGCAAGGGCCCUGAUACUGUUGUUGGCAGAAGGACUGGCCCAGCUAGAGUUCAUCUCUGGACAAGGAAAGACUUACUAUACAAGGGCAAGCAUUCUCCCUCCAGGUUAAAUAUCUCUACCGCCUUCAGUUGGUGGCCAGGGACUUUUCCGCAGCCUCCUUCAGAUUGCUUAUGUCUUUGUUCCUAUCUUAGAACUUUGAUUUUAAGCAAAAACAAAAAGAUGAAACAACAAAAGUGACCCCUGAGCAUGGUCUUCUCCUAAGACCAAAUUCUAGUAGAGGGGGAGAGGGAGAUAAUAAAAGGACCCUCUGGGAACCACACGCUAGUGCGGAACACAGCUUGCACUUGCUUCACGCUUUUUCAGUGGCUAUCCUGCUAGAUGCUAUAGCAGCAGACAGACAGACAGCUGUGAUUCUGAGAGUGUAUCUCUACCCUUCAGCUACGCCCCAUUACCUGUGUGUCUAGAUGUUAUAGCAGCAGACAGCUAGCUGUGGUUCUGAGGGUAUCUCUACCUUUCAGCUAUGUCCCGGUACCUCUGUAUCUCAGACUCUAGUUACCAGCCCCUGAAGGCCCCUCAGCCUCUGUAAGCCUUCCUUAUUUGUCAAAAUGGGGAAACACUGGCAAGAGCCUCUAAGAUUUGCUAAACUAUAGAGCUCAACAUCCCAGAACCUGUUCCUGGGAAAAGCGCUGGAUAAGAUGGCAGAGAUCAUCAGUUCUUCUGACAACUCAGAACUGUUUCUCAUUUUGAUAUAUGGUCAGGGCCAUGUGUGCAGUGCUGGAGGAAGGCUCUGGAUUUAAAUGCAAUGAUGGAGAUCCCUUUGGGAGGAGGGAGUGGGAGGGGACCAAACAAGAUCUCUGUCCCAGAACACAGCACUUGGAGGGCUCUGGCAGAGUCUCCAAGUGGGAUCAUCCAGUGAUAAUCCACACCAUCCUUGGGCAGAGGGUCUGGGGAUGGGGAGGAAGAUGAAAAGUGACCUCCAGGUUGCUCCGUGUGCAACAUCUUCAUAGCUUUCAUCCGACCAUUUUUCCUUCCCUUCUAACCUCCGGGGACGGACUCAGAGAAGACAUAGGAUUAACUCUGCUUUGUCACAGUUUGGAGGUAGCAAAGGAAAUGGAAGUCUAGUGGAGAAUAGCAGAAGCAACAGCUUCUGCCUUAGGAGGCUUCAUACCCACCAGGAGGCUUUUACUUGAGGAAUCUCUUUGAAGUCAUAUGCAUGCUGUAUGAGGUAUCCUGGUCAAAGGCAGCUAUGCCCACUUGGCAUGGUUAAGGAACUGACAUCCGGUGAGGGACUGUAACACUGCCAGAGACCCAUGGCAAAGCUAGAGCUAUACUCAAAAUUGUGAAACCUCCUGACUACUGAUUUAUAGAUUUGUUGCCGUCUCUCAUUAAAACGCCCUUUGUUUCUGCUUUCCUCUACUCGGUACCCAGAAGUGGAAAACAAAGCUGUUGGCUAGAAUCUAGCUACUUUCGCUUCUCUAAGCAGCUACCUGAGGGGUUGGGCUGAGAGGCUGAGCCCUUGACAGGCCUCCAGAGUCACCAUGUGGCUAUGAGUAGGAACAGCACAGAGUCAAAGCCCCAGUCCGCCACCUACCAUCUCUCGGUGGUUGGGAUAGUAUGUCUGCUCGAUGAGUGGGAACUUCUCCCCUCCCAGUUUCUUGAAGAUGGUUACCAUCUGGGCAAACUGCAAAAGACAAGAAAUAAUUUCACUGCAUUUUCAGUUUCUGAACCAGACAAAACAUCAAUGCAUCAAAUAAAUGCAGAGCAUUUUCUCUGUAGAAGACAUUGUGUUCAAUAAACUGACAAUACCAAGAAAGGUACAUGCAAUUUCAAGGACGUAUGCUUUAGUAGCAGAAGGCAAAGAGAAAGCUAGUAUUCACAGAGGACCUACUUAAUUUUAAUGGUUUUCCCCCAAUCUUUUCAAAUUAACAAGGCUGAGAAGAGGCAGGGAACUUCACCUGAAUCCCAGAAGUGGGGCCGGGGGAGCGGUGCACAUCUAUAAUCUCAGCACUCAGUGAGGCAGGAGGAUGAUGAGCCUGAGGCCAGCCUGGGCUACAGAGUGAGCGCCAGGCCAUUGUGCCAGGCUACAUGGUAGGAUAUUGUCUUUAGGAAAAGAAAUCAAUAACAGCUGAAAAGAAGCGAAGCUGGGAUCAAAACGUGAACUCUAACCCCAAACACAUGCUCUCCUGAGCGAUGGAGCAAGACAGAGCUGAAGUGGUAACGUGCUGAGUCUCAGAAGUUCUAGCACCAGGCAAAAAAAUAAAGGACAACCUUCCCGUGCGCUAUACAGAGCCACCAGAGUCUGCACAAGAGGUGACAUGAAUGAGGCUGUUCCUCAGGAAGACUGGAGGGAGGGUCCCAGUGGUCAAACACACUGAUCUAUCUUCACGGCUCUGCUUUGCUGGAAUUACAAGAGCUAAACUUGGUAGACCCAUUAUGUGUGGCAAAAGGAGAGAAGGCAAGGUUCAGAUACGCACAGCGCUGGGACCGGAAGGAGAGAAGGCAAGGUUCAGAUACGCACAGCACUAGGACCGGAAGGCCUCUGGUGCACGUCCAGCACCCCUUGACCUUUCAAAACCAGAGAGGCGCACGGCCCGAGGUCACGCUCUUGAGCACAGUUCUCUGCCAGAGCCUUCAUUCCCUGUCUGUUUUUCUCCUGAGUCCUGUGAGUACCUACUUAUUUUUCAGAUUCCACAGAGGCCGUGCACUUCUCGCAGGAACACAGAUCUUUCCCACCUGGUCCACAUUAACCCACAACGCCCACCCCAGUGCAUGGGCGGUAGCAUCUUCUCUCUAGUGGGAUCGGUUCAGGCUUCUAACCGCCAAUAGCUUGGUCAGCUACAAGAGGAAGUUGUUGGACUAAGCCUACCCUCCACUUGUCAGAGACAGGAAAGCUAGAGCCUUUCCCCCAAAGCUCAAGUUCCAUUCUCUGCAAGGGAUCUUAGUGUGUGAGCUCCUCCGGAAGGGUUAUCAGCAAAGUGGAGUCCCCUCGUGUCUUCCUUUUAACUCAGUAGUUGCCUUUGGACAAAAGGCCGCUUCCUCCCAGGCUCCCUCUUCAGAUGUGAGCAGAGAACUGUCGGUUCCUUCAGCUUCUCACACCGUGCAUCAGAAAGAACAUCUUUUGCUGCGUUUCCCCACACCCUCCAUCAGAGUUUGGUCCUUUCGUGGGGGAGAUUUUAUUAAAAUGCGGGGAAAUGUGGGCCUUUCUGGA
Messenger RNA from Alexandromys fortis (reed vole), 4936 nucleotides. RefSeq names its product TIMP metallopeptidase inhibitor 4 (gene Timp4). Gene Ontology annotation, molecular function: metalloendopeptidase inhibitor activity; protease binding. Gene Ontology annotation, cellular component: extracellular matrix. Gene Ontology annotation, biological process: response to hormone; negative regulation of endopeptidase activity; negative regulation of membrane protein ectodomain proteolysis. The record is from RefSeq and is a predicted model, not a curated record. NCBI's taxonomy places the organism in Eukaryota, Metazoa, Chordata, Mammalia, Rodentia, Cricetidae. The transcript has 5 exons. Bases 478 to 1152 code for a protein of 224 amino acids.